Ilex paraguariensis (yerba mate) is the source of this 1137-nucleotide messenger RNA. NCBI's taxonomy places the organism in Eukaryota, Viridiplantae, Streptophyta, Magnoliopsida, Aquifoliales, Aquifoliaceae. The record is from the annotation of a GenBank genome assembly.
AUGGAUGAGGAUGGAGGGACCUCAGCUGUUGGUAUGGACAACCAAUCCAUUCCAGUCCUUCGGGCCGGUUUAAAGGUAAAACCUAGAAUUAGAAAAGAAUUUAUGAACCAGAGAUAUUUAAAUGGGUUUGAGUCAUUACCAGGAGUUGAUUUAGUAUCUAUUGUCUUCUUAUGCGAGCGCAACACUGCUCCACAUGGUUCAAAGUACUGGUCUGAUACUGCUAUAUAUCAGUUCACUCAACAAAGUCUACCAGCGUGUAAACCUGUCAUGACACCAGCAUCGGUCAUUACGUCAUUUUUUCUGGUUGGCAUCAUUUUUAUUCCAGUUGGACUUGUUUGUCUUCAAGCAUCACAGAGUGUUGUGGAAAUCGUGGACAGUUAUGAUACUGACUGUAUACCAGAUCCAUUUAAAAACAAUAAGGUGGCAUAUAUCAAGGAUAGCUCAAUUCCCAAAAAGUGUUUUCGGUUCCUAAAGGUGCACAAACACAUGAAAGCUCCAAUCUACAUCUACUACCAGCUCGACAAUUACUAUCAAAAUCACCGACGGUAUGUCAAAAGUAGGAGCGAUCAUCAGCUCUUACAUGGAUUGAAGUACAAUGACACAAGUUCCUGUAGACCUGAAGAGUCAAACAAUGGUCUCCCAAUUGUCCCUUGUGGAUUGAUUGCAUGGAGUUUGUUUAAUGACACGUACGCAUUCUUCCGUGGGACCGAAGAAUUGAAGGUCAGCAGGAAGAACAUUGCAUGGAAAAGUGACCGUGAUCACAAAUUUGGGAAGCAUGUAUAUCCCUUCAAUUUUCAGAAUGGGACCUUGAUUGGUGGUGGAAAUCUAGAUCCAACUAUUGCCCUAAGCGAUCAAGAGGAUCUCAUUGUAUGGAUGCGUACUGCUGCUCUCCCAAGUUUUCGGAAGUCAUAUGGGAGAAUUGAAGAAGAUUUAGAUGUGGAUGAUGUUGUCAGAGUAGAACUCUUAAACAACUACAACACUUACAGUUUUGGCGGGAAGAAAAAGCUUGUUCUUUCAACAGCAAGCUGGUUGGGAGGAAAGAAUGACUUCCUCGGGAUGGCCUAUGUUUAUGUUGGCUCUUCUUCUAUUUUCAUCGCCUUUGCCUUCAUGUUGCUUCAUGUGAAAAAUCCAAGGUAA